CUCACAAAAAAGCCAUCAAGCACUCAACUGAUUAGCGAACGCUUGAGACACGACCCGACCUACAGCGCCUCACAGCAUACCAGCAUGGACAAGCUCAAGACAACCACCAAGCUCACGCUGGACACGAUCAACACGCGGCCCGUGAGCCCGACGCCAGCGACCGAGUUUACGACGCCGCCCCGUCGCCCGAGCCCGACGCCGCCCGCGCACCCAAGCCAGCUGCAACUCAAGGUCUCGGGGACCGCGUGCGAUACAUGGCGCGACGCCGCGCACAUGCGCGCGCUCGAGCCGUACAUCUCGGUCGAGAAGAAGCUCACGGCACUCAAGAUUCCGACGGCAUGCGAGACGCCGCUCCACUACACACCGCCGCCGCCGUUCCCGGAAACGAGCCCGAGCGAGAACAAGAUGAUGGACGCCGACUUUGGGAAGCGCAAGAAGGGUACGCGACGAGGGACACUCAACCCUGAGGCGAAGAACGUGCUCAAGGCGUGGAUGUUCUCGCCCGAGCACUUUGCGCACCCGUACCCAAGCGAGGAAGAGAAGGAGGAGCUUGCGGCCGAGGCCGGCAUCGAGGUCAAGCAGCUCUCGAACUGGUUUACGAACGCGCGGAAACGACUAUGGCAGCCCGUGCUGCGGCAGUCGGGCGUCGAAGUCAAGAACUUUCUUUCGACAGGCCGUGGCGGGCCGCGCGGCGCAAAGCUCGAUGUGCCGUCCAACAUAACGUUUGUCGCGCCGUCGUCGCCACCGACGUCACCGCGUAGCGCGUCGGUGGACGAAGACGACAGCUUCCGCUUCAACUCGGUGCCCGAAAAAUUGGUCAAGCGCAUGAAGCGCGAGCCAACGGACGCCGAGGCGAGCGGCGACUCUGGCGACUCGGACACGUGGUCGGAUGCACGCAAGGACGUGGUCGUCAAGAGUGGUUUCCGAGACCUCGAGAUCCUCGCGGCCAAGUCGCUCCUCGGCCUUCACCGCGAGCCCGUACACUAAAACCAACCCUAGAUAGACACUACACGGACGCCGACAC
Messenger RNA from Saprolegnia parasitica CBS 223.65, 1024 nucleotides. RefSeq lists its product as hypothetical. Gene Ontology annotation, biological process: regulation of DNA-templated transcription. The transcript has a single exon. The record is from RefSeq and is a predicted model, not a curated record. Gene Ontology annotation, molecular function: DNA binding. NCBI's taxonomy places the organism in Eukaryota, Oomycota, Saprolegniomycetes, Saprolegniales, Saprolegniaceae. Bases 85 to 987 code for a protein of 300 amino acids.